Messenger RNA from Homalodisca vitripennis (glassy-winged sharpshooter), 3856 nucleotides. It is a transcript of the gene Alg3, whose product is annotated as lethal(2)neighbour of tid protein. Lineage: Eukaryota; Metazoa; Arthropoda; Insecta; Hemiptera; Cicadellidae. The transcript has a single exon. The record is from RefSeq and is a predicted model, not a curated record. Gene Ontology annotation, molecular function: dol-P-Man:Man(5)GlcNAc(2)-PP-Dol alpha-1,3-mannosyltransferase activity. Bases 505 to 1803 code for a protein of 432 amino acids. Gene Ontology annotation, cellular component: endoplasmic reticulum.
GUAUUCCACCGAUCGGGGACAAAUGGAUAUAACCUCGGCUCUCUAACUGAAAGAUCACCAGUUCAAAUUUCGCGGAGGUCCAAUCCAGAUUAGAAAUGAUAAAACAGUGGGCAACGAAACCGGUAUAGCUAAGAGCUGCGGCUUAAAGGGAUAAAAAAAGUUUGUAUCUGUAUAGCGGGAUUUUAUAUUUUCCUGUAUCAGAAACACUAGAAUAAUCUUGUUUCAUUCCACGUGUUUUGACAAAUCAGCCACCACUGCCACUUUUCUCCACGGUCGUUGACUGUUAGUGGGAGAGGGAUUAUUGUGUUGUAGGCUAGCUAGAUAGUUUUAACGAUGGUUUGGCAGUGUUUUGAGGUUAUAAAGGAAGCUAAGCUUUGAAAGCUGGAAAUAGAUAGCCUACUUGGCACAACUGAAUAGUGACUGAAAAUUGUGUAAUGGUGAAGUGUGUUGUGUUAUGUGAAUUGUAAUUUUUAUUGACUAUUUUAAACUUAAUAAAAGAUAACCAUGGCUUCUAACAAGAAACACAAAAGCUGGAGUGUAACCGACAGUUUUUUACGGUUUAAAAGUAAAAUAAAUCGCUAUUUCUCAUGGAAAUAUGCUUGGUCGUUAUUGGUCGAUCCAAGACAGUUUUCAAUUGUAGCUUUUGUACUAUUUCUUGCAGAAAUAAUCGUUAAUACUUUGGUAAUAAAGCAUGUAAAUUAUACUGAAAUUGACUGGAUCGCGUACAUGCAAGAAGUAGAAGGUGUAGUGAAUGGGACCUUUGACUACUCUAAACUUAAAGGGGAUACUGGACCCUUGGUGUAUCCUGGAGGUUUUUUGUAUGUUUUUGGAGCUUUAUAUUUCAUUACUGGCCACGGUUCUAAUAUCAGGCUUGCUCAAUACAUCUUUGCAGGUUUUUAUUUAAUACUGUUGGUUUCAGUGUUUGUGAUAUACAACAAAACUAAGAAAGUACCGCCUUAUGCCAUUAUCAUUGCAUGCUGCACCUCAUACAGAAUACAUUCAAUUUUUGUCCUCCGAAUGUUUAAUGACUGUGUAGCAGUUUUAUUAGUAUACUUAGCCUUAAAUUUAUUUUUGGAGAACUAUUGGAGUCUGGGAAGUAUUGUCUACAGCAUUGCUGUGUCUGUGAAAAUGAACAUUUUACUGUAUGCACCAGCUUUACUUGUCGCAUAUUAUUAUUCUUUAGGAGUAAAAGGAACAAUAAUUCAACUUUUGAUUUGUGGCUUUAUUCAAAUAUUAUUGGGACUGCCUUUCCUUAUCGCUAAUCCAAUAGCAUAUAUUAAAGGCUCUUUUGAUUUAGGCAGAAUUUUUCUUCAUCAAUGGACAGUAAACUGGAGAUUUCUCCCUGAGUCUAUUUUUGUCAGCAGAUACUUCCAUAUUUCUUUAUUAGUUUUGCAUUUGCUCAUAAUAUUAAUAUUUUUAAGUUCGUGGAAGACUUAUCUAAAGAGUUUUGCGACACUUAAACAAAUUGAAAAAGAUGUGAGACCACAACUUAAAAAGAAAAAAGAACAUGUAAAUAUGAGUUCAAGUUCACAAUUAUUCAUUUUGCCAAUGAUUACAUGUAAUUUUAUAGGUGUAGCCUGCAGUCGCUCAUUGCAUUACCAGUUUUAUGUAUGGUAUUUUCAUACUUUACCUUAUUUGUUGUGGUCUACACCAUACUCAGAUACAUGGAGAUUAAUAAUUAUGGGUGUAAUAGAACUAUGUUGGAACACUUAUCCGUCAUCAGUUCUAAGUAGUGCUGCUCUUCAUAUUUCUCACAUAGCAAUUAUGUAUGGUUUGUACAAAUCUAAGUAUAAAAAACAAUAAUAGAGCCAGAAUGUUUCAAUCUAUGUAAUAGAUUGGCACUUCAGACUUUUGAUUUAUUUUUCUAUAGUGGUAGCCUAUUGAAUAAUAUUUAAUCUAAGAAACAAAAAUUGAUCACAAUACAAAUAUGUAUGGCCUAUACUGGUUAUCCAGAUUUACUCUUAUUGUUAACCUUUCGGAUGCUAAGUGUCUUGUAACUAAAAGAGAUAGAGCCUAAUUGCUACAAUUUGCAAAAUUAGUAGUUCUGAGCAAUAAAUCGCUACUUCCAAUUCUUUCAUAUUUUAGUAUGAUAAGAAUCAGGCAGUUCUUACAAAGUAAGAAAAAUUGUAAUUACUUAUUGGAAAGCCAUGGUUGCUGAAUGAUGAGAAGGAUAAGAAUCCAUUUGUUACCACUGGCAUAUAUGCGACAGUCAAAUCAGCCCUGUAUGUCAUCUACAAUAUGGCGACUCUGAUACAUAUUAUUGAUGAAUAAUAGUGUCAAUUUAUCUUUACCUUAUUUCAUUAAUCAAUGUAAUAACCAUUGAUAAAUUGGAGUACUAAAAAUGGUUAAGGCUUGAAUUUAGGUUGACUGCAAUCUUGAGGGUUGUUUUACUUUUAUCAAAGCACGCACUAAUGACCAGAGAAAUUUGUUAUUGGUACUUUCUCAUUUAAUCAUUCAUCAUGGUAAAGUACUGAUCACAAAUUCUGGCCAUCAGUGUGGGCUUCGGCUUACAUAUCAAGUUCAGAUCAAAUAUUUCAACUCCUCUUCAGUAGAAGGAGAUUAGAAGCGGCAUGGUGUAUGGACAUUGAAUCUUCGUAUUGCUUAGCAAGGUCAACAAUGGCUUUCCGACACGUAAUGUUUGUGUUUUAUUUUUUACUUUCUGCCUGAUUGUCAUACUAAAAUAUGAAAGAAAUUGAAGUUGAUUCAGUAAGUUGUCCCAGAAUUACCCCAAAUAUUUGAUACUUAUAGUAAUAUUUUAAAAAUAUUCUAGGUAAAGUAUUAGUUUUCCAUAAGAAACACGUUAUAAAUACAAAUACAGUUAUGAUAUUUCAUCUAAUAUUUAAUUUCAGAGAACUAGCAGAAAUAACAAAAAUUGUAAAUUUGAUGUAUGAUUAAGUUCUCCCUCAAGCUCAGAAAAACAAAGCCUAAUUAGAAAAAGUAUAAAUGUUCAUUUAAUUUUUUCAACAUUCAUAUACAUUUUAAGAUAGUUACAAAAUGUUAAGCCAUUGCAGAUCCAUCUGAUAUUGUGUAACUGUAACCAGCAGGUACAAAUUAUUUUCCAUGUCACUAAGUUGUUUUUGUAUUUAUAACGUGUUUCUAUUUGUAACAUAAAAGUUUAAACACAGCUAAUGUUUACAUUAGUUAAUUCCUCUUUUUAUCUGCCUUUGAUGCGCUAGGAACUACUUCCACCUCAAUUAAAAAAAAAAUCUCUUGACAUCAAUUUCAAAAAGAAAGUCCUUUAUAUCACUAGGUGGAUAAACAGGAAUAAAAAGUCACAAGCUUUUGAACGGUAUGGUGUUCUAAUGCGUUUUGAUCGGUAAUAGCACUGGUAAAGUGAAUCCAAGCAGCAAAUGUUAUUGACAUAGUUUGCGUCUAUUGCACUUAGUAGACACAAAUUGCGUCUAAUUUUUUACAUAUGAAUCAGUAAAUUAAUAGAUUUUAUACCUUGGUUAAUUAUUUUAAAUGUCUAUCCAUAGUAUAUUAAGUGGCCUCCUUGUUUAUUUAGCGUUUCUUGUUCGUUUCUCAAUAGAGUGUUAAUAAUUUAUCAUGGCCUUUUUCUCUUGUCCUAAAUCGAAGUCAAAAGGGUCAGCACAUAAUAAGAUUACAAAUUUUUAGUUUUGUUUAGGUCAAAAGUAAAUUCAGUAUGCGAUGUAUAUUUUAAGGUAAAAGAGAUUAAUAAUUGAUUUAGGACAAGUAUUUAAAAAACAACUAUUUUUAUGUACAGUAGAACCCCUCAUAUCCGGCCUCGGUUUUACCGCACCUUGGAUUAUCCGGCCACUUCCCGGAAGCAAUAUCGAAAUUUACGGCUUACAGACGCGCAGUUGCAUGCACUAGUCUCCCACGACUCGUGCGUUAU